Messenger RNA from Galdieria sulphuraria, 1938 nucleotides. RefSeq lists its product as uncharacterized. The coding region runs from base 167 to 1258 and encodes 363 amino acids. Lineage: Eukaryota; Rhodophyta; Bangiophyceae; Galdieriales; Galdieriaceae. Gene Ontology annotation, molecular function: DNA binding; DNA-binding transcription factor activity. The transcript has 2 exons. The record is from RefSeq and is a predicted model, not a curated record. Gene Ontology annotation, biological process: regulation of DNA-templated transcription.
GAUUUUAAUCUGAGCGGCAUUAUAUUCACGUCGUUUCAACGUCUGUUACUUUUUGUUUUAUUUAAGCUGUUUUGUCAGCUCGUCAUCUUGAAACUUUUACGCCAGUUUGUUCGUAACCACUACUUUCAGAACAACUUCGAGAUCCCGUAGAAAACGUGUUAUUUCUAUGGACGUCUUACGAAAGCAAGAAAUACUUCCACAGUUGCCCAAGUUAGACAAGUACGAAAGAAAGUCUUCUUGUGGUAACACUUGGCAAGGUUCUCUCUCAGAAACUGAAAGCUGGCGAGAGAAAUUGAGGUAUUUGACAGACUAUAGACUUGAAAGGGGACGGUUUGACAAAGAUACGGAUUUCCUCUCAACCUUUCAACCGAAGCAAAACGAAGUUCAGAGAAAUAAUAUUUCUUUUGAAUUCGACUCGGAUAAGAGCUCUCGUAAAACUGAUUUUCCCGGAAUUCUGACGGAACGACCUGUUUUGCUACGGACAAAUCAGGAGCCUGACGUGUAUGGUGCACGUUUGCGUGAAUUGUCUGCAGCUAAUGCAGAGGGAGAGAGAAAUGUUUUUCAUGAGGAUAAGACUUCGUCUUCUCAGUCUAAACUUCCAUCGUUUGAGAUUUUUAGUGCCAUUGGUCAAAAAGAAGAUAUUCCAGGUUAUCAGGGAGGUUGUUUACGCGGAGAGACAGUAUUAAAAACAGCUGCAGUUGCAUCCCCACAGAUUGCGGAUAGGAAUAGCAGAGUGUCGUUUCAUGAUGGUGGUAUUUUACAGCCGAUCAAUUCUCCUACAGGUUUCAGUCAACCGCGUAAUGACAAUAAUAGUUACAAAACUUCGUCUUCAGAAGAAAAUUUAUACUCGAUUCGACAGCUUCCAUGGAGUGAAUAUGCUCGGACAAGAAAUUACGACUGUGUGGAACCAUCCCUUGGGGUUUCAAUAUCUGACGAACAGAGAAGAUUCGGCGAAAAUGCACUUUGUAUGAGUGUAAGCCAACCUAUGUAUGAGGAGCCACACCCUCUAGUUACGCUUCGAAGCACUGAGGGUUUGACUCAAGAGCAAAAGCAGUUGAGAAGAAUUCUGAAGAAUCGAUGGAGUGCAAAAAUGUCGCGUAUGAAAAGAAAUGAACAAAUUCGGAGAUUAGAAUUCAAAUCUAGUGAACAGGAAAAAAUAAUACGGGAAUUGCUCGAAGAACGAGAUAGCUUGAAGAACGAAAUUAGUUUGCUGAAGAAGCAGGUGGAGCAGCAGCAAAGUGAAAAUGUUGCGGAAUAAAACUAACUGGAUGGUGGUUGCCGACUAUUUGUACAUAUAGAUAUAUACCUUAUGGGAGAUAAUGCAGAGGUUGUGUUAAUAAUAUACUCCGACAUAGCUAUAUGUCAUUGUGUAGCUUCGAAAUGAAUAGAAGCGUUUGUUACAAAGUUUUUCGCCACGGUAAAAUUGUCGAAAGAAGAUAUUUCUCUCUUCAAGUAACUUCUCUCUGAGAUAUGUUCGGUGCGUAAAAUGCAUUAACUUGGUUAAUUCAUUGUGAAAGAAAAUUGCCGAUGGGUUCCUCCCACAUUCUUGUAAUAUGGGAAUCAACGCUCUCUUGGCGUCUUGACUUUCUUUGUGUUAGAGUUAUGGUCUGGCCUUCGAACUCAUGAAGCUUUUUUUGUGUGUAAAACCUUGCGCUUGGAUAGUUUCGAUAGAAUCUUUGUUCCAACAAGGAGCGUUUCUUCCAGCUGUUGAAAAUUCUGCUAGUUCGUUCGUUCCACGUUUUAUCGAAAAGCAAUAAUGUUGAAUUUAUCGACAGAAUAAAGGUUUAAAGUCGAACAGGAUCUGAGUCCGAUUAAGAUUCUCUUCCGUAUUUCAACAAACUUCAUUGGCAAUAAACCUCAUAGAAGGACAAAUAUUAUUGGAUAACUAAGAAGCUUGAGAUUCCAAAUAUUAGUAGCUCAUCCAUAUUUCUGCUUACA